AUGCGGGACGACGAGCCCCCGCUGCUGCCCGCCUCCCCCGCGCCCGGCCCCGCCACCCCCGGCCGCCGCCCUUCCCGCUUCAAGCGCGCGCUCUACUCGCUCCGCUCGUCGUUCCGCUCCAGCUCGCCCUUCCACUUCGCGUCGCUUAAGCGCAGCGGGUCGGCCAAGUCCUCAGUGUCCGAUAGCGAGAUCGUGCGAGGCGAACGCACUAUGCGUAGGAAAAACAAAAAACAACGCGCAGACUCGGCGAACGCCGCCUCGCGGAGCACCGACAGCUCGCCGACGACGAGCAAGAAGAAAACCGGCUUGCUCAAACGGAUGAGCACCAUCGGGAAACGACGCGUCGACAGCUCGACCCCUUCCUCCACAGACGUGGACCCCAUGGACCCCGAGAUGGAUGCGGAUCGCGACAGCGAUCUCGAAUCCGAUUCGAAACUCGACGAAACGCCGAUACUCGAAAUGAGUUUGGAACCUGAAAAGCAGGAGGUGGCUUCUGCGGAUUAUGUAGAACAAAAUCCUACCACCUCGUUACCGGAAUCCCCGGUGCCUGAAUCCACGGUGCCGGAAUUGUCAGUACCGGAGUCAUCAGUUCCGGAAUCAUUGGUCCCAGAAUCACCGGUCCCAGAAACAACGGUGCCAGAAUCGUCGGUGCCGGAGUCAUCUAUACCGGAAUCCGCGUCACCGGAGCCGCCGUUCAUAGCCAUAGCGGUCGACCAUCCUGUAGCGAUGCGAUGUUUCACAAAAGAGGCGUGGAAGAGGCGCAGUAAAACAGAAAUCCAGAAACCGAUCGAGGAGUCCGGUCCGGGGAACGCGACGAAACGUCGCAUCGCAUUCGUCGCGCAGACGUCGGGCGCGAUGUCGGAGGACCGCGACGAUGACGACGACGACGACGACGAGGACGUGGAAGAGGACGGGGGUGAGGUGGGGUCGCUGGAGGAGGCGGUGGCGCUCGCCCGGCAGCGGCUCGCUCAGGCGCACUCCGCGCCGCCGCAGUCGAGCGAGAACAACGAGCCGGAAGAGGAGGGGUGCGCAGACAUGCCGGCCUACGGAGACCUGCUCGAGCCCGAGCACAAGGCUGACACCGACGACGAGCCGGUGAGUGUGCGUUGCGCGGUCAUCGCUCAGUGCGCGCAGGCUGUCCGUGCGAUGCGCGCGCGCCAUGACCUUCGAGGAGAGCGCAGCUGA
This is a messenger RNA of Bicyclus anynana (squinting bush brown), 1185 nucleotides long. Its product is annotated as nucleolin-like. The record is from RefSeq and is a predicted model, not a curated record. NCBI's taxonomy places the organism in Eukaryota, Metazoa, Arthropoda, Insecta, Lepidoptera, Nymphalidae. The transcript has a single exon. Bases 1 to 1185 code for a protein of 394 amino acids.